CACUGUUAAAAAUGGAAGGAAGACUACUCACAGACCUACAGUCUAAAGAAAAAGAAAUAGAGGAAUUAACAAAAAAUGUACGCAUAAGAGAAGAAAUAGAAUCGACUUUAGUUAAAGACUUGCAUCUGAUGGAGAACAGGUAUAAUCAUAUGCACAAUAAUUGUGCAAAUUUGGAGAACAAAUUAAAGGCGGCGCAAACUGAUAACUUAAAUCUCGAGAAAUUUCUCAAUGAUGUGCAGCAAUACGAUGAGAAGAAAGUGUUUGAAUUGAACAGAAAAAUUAGAGUUCUAAAACUGGAGAUGGAACGAAUAAGCUUGGAGAAAAGUUUGAUCGCGCAGAUCGAAAAUUAUCAUAAGUCACGAGAAGAGAAACAUAAGAUGAAAAUAGAAAAGCUAAUAGGAAAUUACGAUGUUCAAUUAACGGAGAUGAGGAAAAUCAAAACGCAAAUUUCUACUCGGAUAGAAUCACCGGAUGAACGUAAGACUGAAAUGGAAAAAUUAAAGAAAGAUCUCGACACUAAAUUGACGACGGUGAACGAACAAAAUGGAAUUACCCAAGAAAAAGAAUCUUUUGAAAAGUUGCAGAAAUAUUUACAGGAAAGAAAGGAAAGACACAAAGUAGAAGAUGCGCGAAUUGAACAAGCAAUGCAAGGCAUCGAAGAUCUUGGAAAAUAUUUAAAAGAACGUGAUGAAAUUCUAUUUAAAAAAAAAAAAGAAGUACUUGAGAAGCAGCGGGAAGAUACAGAAAAAACAACAGUUGAUCGCAAAUAUGACGAUAGGCAAAAGGACGAAGGUUUUAAGAGUGUCGAAAAGUGUCAAGAAGGAAAGAAAACAGACCAAAGUAGACAGGAGAAAGGACUCGAUAAACUAUCGAAGAACGUAAAUGAAAAGGAAGAAAAUGAAAAUGUAGCUAAGACGAGAAAGGACGCCAAAGUAGUAAAAGUACGGAGUGUAUCAGAAAUUGAAUUUGAUAAUUUACUAAACAAUAUAAAAGAAAAAGAUAAAAAUAAACUGAUAAAAGAUAGUUCUGCCAAAACAAAAGGAGCCGUAACGGAAAAAGCUAAACCAGUUACGACGGAGACAAUUAAAGAGACGGGAAAUCAAAUGGAAAUAGACGAAGACGCUUCAAAAAAUUUAUUUCCUGAUGUAAGCAAAGAAGUGAGUUCGCAGCAGAUAAUGAGAGACGAUGAGUACGAUUUCAUUUUUCAAGUUGAAAGGACAUAUUUACAAAGUGAACAAAAAGCAAGAAUAUCGAAUAAAAAUACAUUCAGUCAGUUUGAUGCCCGGAUUGAAAAAAUAAAAGGAACAAAUGAGGAUAAAAAUGAUUUAUCGCCGAAGAAAAUAUUUACGACCGGGAUAAGGCAUUACUCAAGACCAAAAUUGCAACUGCGAAAAUGGUGAAGAUUGUAAGCAGCAACAUAGAAAGAUACAGAAGUGACCGAGAUACAUACGACCUCAGAAAUCUUCACGCUCAUUUAAAAUGUAUCUUUUUCAUUUACUCCUAUCGUUCGUUAGUGACUGGUGAUCGAAUUAUACGUACUAUU
This is a messenger RNA of Ceratina calcarata, 1543 nucleotides long. Its product is annotated as myb-like protein X. The transcript is spliced from 5 exons. The coding region runs from base 12 to 1400 and encodes 462 amino acids. Lineage: Eukaryota; Metazoa; Arthropoda; Insecta; Hymenoptera; Apidae. The record is from RefSeq and is a predicted model, not a curated record.